AUAGACAUAGAGCUAUUAAUUUGUAGGACUCUCUGCUCUUGCUCUGCUACUCUAAAAAUGGUGCUCAAGCUGCAUGGAUUUCCUGUAUCUCCCUGCACGGCUCGCGUAGAGGCUUGUCUCCAUGAAAAAACUCUCGAAUUCGAGUUCGUCCCAGUUAAUAUUUUGGGCCUUGAAAACAAGCAGCCUUCUUUUCUUGCCAAGAAUCCCUUUGGCCAGAUUCCAGCAUUUGAAGAUGGCGACGUCACACUUUUUGAGUCCAGAGCAAUCACAGCAUAUGUAGCUGAAAAAUUCAAGGAAACUGGAUAUGAUCUCAUUAGGCACGAAAACUUGAAAGAAGGUGCAUUGGUGAAGGUAUGGAUAGAAGUGGAAUCUCAACAAUACCACCCAGCAAUCUGCCCCAUUGUGUAUGAGUUUUUCGGGAAGCCUGUGGUGGGCUGUAAGCCCGAUCAAACAGUAAUCGAUGUGAGCUUAGAGAAGCUCGAGAAGGUGCUCGACGUGUACGAGACCAGGCUGAGCAGCAACAAGUACCUUGCUGGUGAUUUCUAUAGCCUGGCUGACCUUCACCACUUCGCUUACACUUUUUAUUUCAUGAAGACUCCUUGGUCUUCAUUGAUAAACGAUCGUCCCCAUGUUAAGGCGUGGUGGGAGGACAUUUCAGCUAGGCCUGCCUCUGUCAAAGUGGCUGAGGGCAUGAAUUUUGGUGAAGUUGAAAUUAAAUGAGUGCUUCUUCUAUCUAUGUAUCUGUCUGGUGUGUUUUGGAUAUGGAACAACUUAUCCCCAUUUAUUGUAGCAGAAUAAUUUAAUACAAAA
This is a messenger RNA of Prunus mume (Japanese apricot), 810 nucleotides long. RefSeq names its product glutathione S-transferase F13-like. Gene Ontology annotation, cellular component: cytoplasm. Gene Ontology annotation, molecular function: glutathione transferase activity; glutathione binding. Gene Ontology annotation, biological process: glutathione metabolic process. Lineage: Eukaryota; Viridiplantae; Streptophyta; Magnoliopsida; Rosales; Rosaceae. The record is from RefSeq and is a predicted model, not a curated record.